UUCCACAACGGGGUCGAUGACUUUUGACCACUUCGUGCGGCGUAACGACUACAGUGGUCGACGCUUGUUAGUGUGGGACGAUGCCGACAAAUUGUCGAAGUUGCCGCCACAAAUUCUCUCGUUUUCUAACGCACUGCAUGUGCUCGUAACGACGUCGUCCUUUCCGCACACGUGCACAGCUACGGGACUCGAGACCUACAAUGUAGUGCUUAAACAGAAGUGCAUCACGACUGCCGUUGGCAGUCUCACUGAUAUUAUCGAAGGGGGGAGAGAAAAACCGGCUAACGACGCUCUCACUGAGGAUACGAUUGUUUGCUCCAGGCAAUCGUUUGUUGAUGCGAAGAGCAGCAGAGUGAACCCAUAUUCGUCUAGUGUAGACAACGCGUGUAAAGAAUUGUGUCUCGACGGAUACCUCAGACCGUCAAUAACGGUACCUGCUGAACAAACACAGACAUGCUGUGGAGACUCGUCUUGGCAUAUGGAGCAGUUUCGCGGGGCUGCAGCGGCUCCGUGUCGACCUAACGAGAGAGGCGAGCCAUCGACCUUCAGCCGCUCUUUCGUUCAAAGAGGAGACCGGACGGACGGCCAAUCGGUCGCGACCGCCACUCUGUUGUCGAGACGUGAUAUUCCGCCGUCUAAAGACUACGUGCGAGGAUCGAAUAUAACCAGCGACGUUCACUUACAGCUCUCGGUAUCGAUAAUCGGCAAAAUAUUUAGCAACUGUCCGGAAGGAUUGCCCGUUUUGAGCGACAUUCGAGGCGAACAGGACAGUCAUCUGGCUGUUAACGUUAUCGGAGAAGGUAAUUGGGAUGUCAGUGGAUCAGUAUACGGGAUUGUGACCACGUGGUACCAAUUGGCCGUAAACGAGGAACUGACGCAAAGGAGUGCUCGCGAUUUGCGAAAACUCUCCGACGAUAAGCCGUCGACGCUCCCUCAGCAAGAACGUGUCAUUGUACAAGUUCGAAGAUUCGGCCGUCUAGACGGGCAACUCGCCUGUCAUCCGCUUUUGACGCGCCUCGUUCUUAACGUCGUCGUAAUGGACGUCGACGCGACACUGUCAGGUGAUUGUAACGGUUAUCAAAGCUUAUGUAGUUUAGCCUCGCUGCUUGUCGCUAAGGGCCCGCCGGAAGAUUCACCAAACGCUUAUGGUAACGGCAUUCCUCUCUUGGUCAUCGGCUUAAUUACUGACGACAUGACUGAACCGCACAAGACCGACUUUGAGGUUGGUAUUGCAAGCGCUCUAAAUAGAAUUCAGUGUCGCUUAAGGCCUGCGUCGUCGUCACGUUUUUGCUUUUACGUCAACAAAAGCACGGGUGAGGAACAUCAGGACGACGACGAUGUUUACAGUAUACGCUCUAGGCUGCGUGCUUAUGCGCAAAGCUGGAAAACGUCCGGAAGUGUUAAUGAACGCGAACUAGCUUUGUUGAAGCGGAGACAGAAGGAAGUCGCAACGGAAGCCAGCAAUUUUAUAGAGACUCAACGCGCACGUAUUUCUAAGUCGGAUGUCGACAAACAGCUGAAAUACUUCCACGAAAAGGGAGUACUCUUCUAUCCUCUCGGUUUGGAUGCAAGUCACAUUGUGUUUAAUCUUGACUGGAUGUGUAAGAGCAUCGACUCGUGUAUUUGCACUCGUCCGGCCUUCAUUCCACCCGAGUUUCUCUCGGAUCUGGCUAGUUUGAAAAAGGACGGUUUGACAAAACGGAGUCUCAUUGAGUUAAUGAUUCAGCAGGAGAGCGACGACCGACUAACAAGCACGUUGAUUUCCAUGAUGAAUUAUUGUGGCAUCUGCUUGCUCUUGGAAAGCCAAUCAAACAGAUUAACACAACCAGUCUACGUCGACAUCGCCACAAAAACACCAAAUCGACUCAUGGGUACUCUACCGUCUGCGGUCGUUCCAGACUUAAUGCCUUCGUCUCUAGAUGAUUACAUGAAAUCGGGAAGCAACCGCGUCACACCGAUCGCAAUUCGAAGCAAAUUGGGAAUCGAAAUUCCCUACAGUCUAUUCUGUAAACUUUCCUACGAGUUGAUGCGCCGCUUUCCGAUCGGUUGGCGACUGUCGAAGUAUCGAUCGCGAUUUUGUGUCCAACCGGGUUACACUCUCGAUGUCGUAUACAAACGUUCCUACGUCAUUCUGAGUAUGGACGUUCGUGGUAGCAACACGAUCGCGUCGUCAUUGACGAGCACGGUGUGCGACGAAGUGAGGCAAUUUACACUCGACACUUUGGGAUCUUUACAGCAACACGACGGCAUGAAUGGCUUGAAAUUCGAUUUGGUCGGCGCGAUUUGCGACGAGAACGACGACGCGUUCGACCGCUGCGACUUCGUGUCCGGAAUGACUACGUCGUUGUCUCUCGACGACAUGUCUCUUGUUUUCAACGACAGAGGACAAGAUCUAGAACCACCGAAGAUGCUGUUUGCGUGGCUCGGCGUCGGUCGACAGGACUCGAUGGGUGGAUUGUCGAUGUUGGAGGCUUCUAUUUCGACUCGAACGCAGCAAGAACAGAAAGUGUUGAACUCUGCUGGGGUUAACUGGAAUGUGGCAAGGCAAGAACAGUCGUUUGCAAGUGUAGAGACGGACCUCGACCGUUCUACUCUAGUCCCGAAUCCAUCCAUGUCGGUUCUAAGCCCCAACGCUACUGCCGAUGCGACGGCUAAUACGCCGUGGGUGAAACCGCUCAACGUUCCGUCGCUAUUACAAUACAGUUCUACUUCUGGUUUCGAGACCGGGCGUAGUGCCUCGCGUAGGACGCCCGUCGUCCGCGCUUCUGAGCCGUCUGUGGCGACUCUUGGAAGGGAAUCGGCUCGACCGCGGGAGGUGAUAGAGUCAGAACUGCUCAACGUUCCGUCGCCAUUACAAGACAGUUCUACUUCUGGUUUCGAGAGCGGGCGUAGUGCCUCGCGUAGGGAGUCGGCUCGACCGCGGGAGGUGAUAGAUGUGUCACCGGCGGCACCGCUUGGGAAGGGUGAGAGACGAAGGGAGGAAAAUGUGUUGGUUCGUUCUUCGCUGUCUGGUAACGCUACACAUGGUCGGACAACAUCGGGGCCAGCUAACUGGGAAUCGUCUACUGAAGGGAAACGUGAACCGGAGAUUCACCCUAUUUUCGAGUCGAAAUAUUAUCACAUCGAGAGGUCGACCGAUUGCUUCAACGACCGUCCUAGGAAGGAAGGCGGAAGGCGCCUAGGCUCCGGAUCAUUCGGAACCGUCUACUACGGUGUCCUACACUCGGAGACCGGAGACAAAUUCGAUGUGGCAAUAAAGCGCUUGAAGAAAGCGUCGAGCCUCAAUCCCGCGCAAGUCGAGUUGAGCAGGAAACAGUUCAGCACAGAGAUGAACAUCUUGACGAGAUACGUUCACAAGAACAUCGUCCAAUUGAUCGGGUUCUCGAGCGACGGUCCCGAGCUCUGUUUGAUUUAUGAAUUCAUGCAGCACGGUGCGCUGUCACAUCGCCUGGACUGCAAGGACGGCACGCGCGCGUUAGAUUGGACGGUCCGCCUGUCCAUUGCCGCCAACAUCGCCGAGGGUAUCGACUUCUUGCACAACUUCUACCGUCAGGCAGUGAUACACAGGGAUGUGAAGUCGUCCAACGUGCUCGUCGGUGUGCAUUUCGAGGCGAAGCUGUCGGACUUCGGCCUGGCAGUUCUCGCCGGAGACAUCGACCAGAAUUCCCCGUUCCCCGGACCGUCGGUCGGGACCAGACCCUAUAUGCCCAGGGAAGCACUGCAAGGGCAUAUCAGCACGAAAAUGGACGUCUACGGUUACGGCAUGAUUCUGUACGAGUUGGCUACGGGUCUGCCGCCGUACUCUAGCAAGAAAAAGUUGGACCUGAAGUCCUAUAUUGAUAGUAUUCAAGUGCAGCGCGUCGACAUGUUGAAGAUGCUCGACCCGAAGGCUAGAUUCCCGAAGGGCCCGGAUGAUAGACAGGGUCUGGAACUCUUGGAGAUUGCCAGACGGGCAACGACGGAAGAGCACGCAAGUCGGCCGACAAUCGAGACGCUUCUGAUUGACGCACAGCGUCUCGCCGACAGCGCCAAGCGCUGGAAAUAGUGUGAAGAGGUUAUUUUAAAAAAUGUUGUUAGAUACACAAAUUGCGAUGGUUUUGUCCACAAGAAUUUGGAGAGAUGGGAGAACUAAAAAUGAAAACUUUAUACAACCGGACAUGAUCAUUUGACAACAUUGUUCUUGUUGAUGCCUCUGGAUUGGACUAAAUUUGUUUUCGAGUUUUGAUCAGUGAGCGUUGGCCUUACAAUUUCGGAGAGGAUCUUAAAAGACUGAAUUACAGCUGCUCGUUUGGAGGUGCAUGAAUAAAGUAUGGCGCACUGCCCGCUUUAGAAAUUUGACGUGACCUCACUGGGCAAGUGCAACCCAUUCAACAAGUGUAAAGCAAUGAAGCCUGUCUCAAAACUCGAGAGUUGAAGGUCGUUGUAUCGAUGAAGUCUUCUUUUUCUUUGCUUAUGACUUCUCGGAUACAGUCUCUAGCUUUGAAAUGUGAGAAGGCAAGUUGGAUGUGUAACCUAAUUAGUUAUAAUUGACGCCAAAAAUCGACUACUGUGGAACGUUGCUGUGGCAUGUUUUGUCAACAGAAUAAUGGACCAAUGCUCUUUUAGAGCUGGUAGCAUGCACAGACGUGCUUGGUCGGUGUGGAAGAGAAUGGGGAUGAUGACCGUGCUCACUGCUUCUCUGAUUAGUGAACAAGCAGAAAUUCGAGUGAUGUAUUUAUUGUACAUGUUGUAUUGUAUUAGUUUAUUUAAUAGGUAUAUGAAAGCUUUGUAUAUAGAGUAUACAUGUGUUUUGAAAACAACUUUUUCCUAGACA
This is a messenger RNA of Corticium candelabrum, 4813 nucleotides long. RefSeq lists its product as uncharacterized. Bases 17 to 4045 code for a protein of 1342 amino acids. Lineage: Eukaryota; Metazoa; Porifera; Homoscleromorpha; Homosclerophorida; Plakinidae. Gene Ontology annotation, biological process: protein phosphorylation. The record is from RefSeq and is a predicted model, not a curated record. Gene Ontology annotation, molecular function: protein serine/threonine kinase activity; ATP binding. The transcript has 9 exons.